CAAUAACAAAAUGGCCAGAACCAAGCAAACUGCCAGAAAGUCCACAGGUGGUAAAGCACCAAGAAAACAAUUGGCUUCCAAAGCUGCUAGAAAGUCCGCCAAACAACCAUCAACUGGUGGUUUGAAGAAGCCACACAGAUAUAAGCCAGGUACCGUUGCCUUGAGAGAAAUCAGAAAGUAUCAAAAGUCCACUGAAUUGUUGAUCAGAAAGUUGCCAUUCCAAAGAUUGGUCAGAGAAAUUGCUCAAGACUACAAGUCUGACUUGCGUUUCCAAUCUAAUGCUGUCUUGGCUUUGCAAGAAGCUUCCGAAGCCUAUUUGGUUUCCUUGUUUGAAGAUACCAACUUAUGUGCCAUCCACGCUAAGAGAGUUACUAUCAUGCAAAAGGAUAUGCAAUUGGCCAAGAGAAUUAGAGGUGAAAGAACUUAAUUCAAUUUUUGCUAACCUUUCAUAUGAUGAUGAUAAUUUGUGUGAGGUGAGUCCUUUUGAUUGAACUAACCCCUUUAUCUAAAUGACCAUGUGAUUCCCUAUUAUAUUAAUUAUGUGUGAUGAAUUAAUUAUUAUUUAUUAAUGUGAUUCCGAAACACAAUAGUGAUGGUAACGACUUAUCCACAAAGUAAUCAUUGUAUCUAUUCCCAACAACAAAUCCUAGGCUUCUUGUAAAUAUAAAAACCCCAAACUAUUAAUUAUUUAUAA
Molecule: messenger RNA, 694 nt
Organism: Naegleria gruberi
Lineage: Eukaryota; Heterolobosea; Eutetramitea; Acrasida; Naegleriidae
Product: histone H3
Exons: 1
Coding region: 11-427 (138 amino acids)
Cellular component (GO): nucleosome
Molecular function (GO): structural constituent of chromatin; protein heterodimerization activity; DNA binding
Source: RefSeq, a predicted model, not a curated record